GAAGAUCAACGAGCAGUGCAGGUUCAGCUUCGCAGCAAGCUAGUCUAUUUUAACAAACGCGAGACAAUAACCGCCUGGAGAAUCACUGGUAAAAUGAAAGUGUUGAUUACACAUUUAAGUUUGUUUAUAGUGAUAGGCUUUCUGACAAUCAUCGGUUGCUCUAAGAAAGUUGAACGUUCAAAGGAGGACACUGAUGUACACAAAUAUGAGCCUACGUGGUCUAGUUUAGACUCGCGUCCGUUACCAAAGUGGUAUGAUGAUGCUAAAAUAGGAAUCUUCAUUCAUUGGGGAGUGUAUGCGGUUCCAAGUUACGGUAGUGAAUGGUUUUGGAUUAACUGGGAAGGUUACAAAUAUGACGAUUAUGUGGAAUAUAUGAACAAGAACUUUAAACCAGGUUUUACGUAUCAAGAUUUUGCUAGUGACUUUACUGCCGAACUGUUCAAUGCUACCGAAUGGGCUGAACUUUUUGCGCAAUCCGGUGCAAGAUACGUAGUUUUAACUAGCAAGCAUCAUGAGGGUUAUACUCUAUGGCCGUCAAAGUACACAUACAGCUGGAAUUCUGUAGAUGUUGGGCCCCAUCGAGAUAUUAUUGCAGAGCUGUCCACUGCUAUUCGAAACAGUACUACUUUGACUUUCGGCGUGUAUUAUUCACUUUUUGAAUGGUUUAACCGUCUUUAUCAUGACGACAAGUUACAUGCCUUUCUCAAACAUGAGUAUAUUGAAAACAAAGUUUGGCCGGAGUUAAAGGAGUUGAUAAAUGCUUACAAACCAGAGGUUCUGUGGAGUGAUGGCGACUGGGAAGCACCGGAUGGAUAUUGGAAAGCAAAAGAAUUUUUUACUUGGCUAUAUAACGAAUCUCCGGUCAAAAAUACCGUGGUGACCAACGACCGCUGGGGAAUGGGAACACUGUGCAUGCACGGAGACUUCUAUACGUGUUCAGACCGUUAUAAUCCAGGGGUUCUUCAAAAACAUAAGUGGGAGAACGCUUUAACAAUCGAUAAGAAAAGCUGGGGCCAUCGACAAAAUGCGAAGUUGGAAGAUUUUAUGAGCUCAUCUGAAUUGAUUGGUGAGAUAGCUAGUACGGUGAGUUGUGGAGGUAACAUUCUUAUCAAUGUAGGACCUACCAAGUACGGAACAAUUGAUCCCAUAUUCUCUGAACGUUUGACUGAUAUGGGCAGAUGGCUCAAAACCAAUGGGGAAGCGAUUUAUAAAUCAAAACCAUGGAUUUUUCAAAAUGAUACUAUAACUUCCAACAUUUGGUAUACAUCAAAGCGCUCUGCGACCUAUGAACAAGACGCAACAUUUUCUAACGUCUACGUUAUUAUCCUCAAUUAUCCUUACAAAACGAAUAACGUACUGCUGGGGGCACUUAGUAAUUGGUAUCAGAAUAUAAUCCAAAUAACCAUGCUUGGAUUUAAUACAAGUUUACACUGGAAACCAACGGAAAAAGCAAUCCAAGUGGAAUUUCCCCCAAAAAAUGAAAUUGAUCGUCUGAACUUAAACUUCGCCUGGACACUAAAAAUUGUCCUAUCUUCCAAGGAGAAAUAAAAUGUAACUAAAAGAUGAGUUGCAGCAUUCAAGGUUGAUUCCAGAUAAAUAUAAACACUCUGCGUCAAAGACUAACAGUGUAUUUUGAACUGUAUGGUUUUUUAUCAGUAUAAACAACCUCAAACAGUUUUGACAGGGUUAUAAUUUUAUGAUAUUACUGCAUAAUUGAGGAUCAUAAUUUGAAGAGUAAACGUGUACUUUCCCGAAAAUGGCUCUGGUGAAUAAAAUAUAAAAUUUGUUGGAAAAA
Molecule: messenger RNA, 1795 nt
Organism: Wyeomyia smithii (pitcher-plant mosquito)
Lineage: Eukaryota; Metazoa; Arthropoda; Insecta; Diptera; Culicidae
Gene: Fuca
Product: putative alpha-L-fucosidase
Exons: 5
Coding region: 94-1548 (484 amino acids)
Biological process (GO): fucose metabolic process; glycoside catabolic process
Cellular component (GO): lysosome
Molecular function (GO): alpha-L-fucosidase activity
Source: RefSeq, a predicted model, not a curated record